Paralichthys olivaceus (Japanese flounder) is the source of this 6368-nucleotide messenger RNA. NCBI's taxonomy places the organism in Eukaryota, Metazoa, Chordata, Actinopteri, Pleuronectiformes, Paralichthyidae. The record is from RefSeq and is a predicted model, not a curated record.
AUGUUCAACUGGCUGAAAGACACAAACAUAAAAAUAACAGGUUCCAUUGUGGCCCUGCAGAGCUCUGGAAACGGACCAGAUGGAGCCCACCCACCAAUCACCCGCUCACCCAUGGCUCAGGAGAGAGGAUUCAUGUCCAACAUGCAGAGGAACCAGGCCGGCUCCCAGUUUGCUUCGCCUCAGUCUGGACCCUCUAUGUCCCCGCACCCUUCACCUGGGGGCCCAUUGUAUCCUGGAAUGGUUCCCUACUCCCAGAGCGGCCCCACAGGCCAUUACGGACCUCAAGGAUCACAGUAUGGACAUCAAGGUAACUACCCCCGUCCCUCUAACUACAGCGGGACGGCCAGUGCCAGCUACAGUGGCCCCGGCCCCGGCAUGGCCAACAGCCUGGGAAUGAAUGCUACCAGCCCUAUGCACGGCCAGGGUCCCGGCCAGCCCAUACCUGUAGGACGUAGCCAUGGCCCGGGCAACCAGAAUAGAGUUUAUCCGCCAAUGGCUCCCAGCUCUCCCAGCAUGCCUCAGCCAGCUGGGCCAGGGAUGGGUCCUCCGUCUUUGGGUAGCUCUAACCGCAAGGUUCAGGAGGCAGGAGCCGCUGUGGUGCUGGGAUCUGCCAACUCAACACACAACAGGCGACCUUCGUAUGUAAGGUCCCCAGCACAGAUGCAGCCGACCCCACCCACCUCCAACCACUGGCCUGUACCCCACCCUGACUCCACCCGUCCACAACCUUCACCUCCACUCAGAUCUCAUCACCCAUGCAUCCUGCCAUCCUCACACUCACAGCACCAUAGGCAGGGCAGCUAUCCAGGCCCCGGCAUCAGCCAAGCAAGCACUAUGGCCACCGCCAUCCCCUACAGCCAGCCAGCAGGCAACAACAGCUCUGCUAUGGGUAACGCGCAAGGUCCAGCCUACAUGCCGCCUUCAGGAGCCAUGGCGAUGUCAGGAGACGGAAUCAUGAGCCCGGAUGGGAAACCCAAAGCAGACGUGAAAGAGGACACAGGCCCCGCCAACGAGACUCACAAACCAAAGCUACAGGACGGCUACAGCAACAACAACAACAGCAGCGGCAGCAGCUCCCAGCAGUGUGUGUCCCAGCCAGCAACACCAGGCGGCGCCUUGCCCGUGCCCUCCCCCCUCUCACCCAGCCCGGCCAGCUUGUCCUCCUAUCACGGGGACGACAGCGACAGCAUCAGCAGCCCACCAUGGCCACUCAAGACCCCUUCUAGUCCCAAAGCCAACCCUAACGCCUCCUCUCUCAGUGGGGAGCGAAUCGCGCGCCUUUAUGAGCUGGGUGUGGAGCCAGAGAGGCGGGGCUGGGUGGAGCGAUAUCUGACCUUCAUGGAGGAGAGGGGCACGCCCGUCACCCAGCUGCCCGCUGUGGGCAAGAAGCCGCUGGACCUGUGGAAGCUCUACAUGGCUGUCCGUGAGAUAGGAGGCCUCGCCAUGGUAAACAAGAACAAGAAGUGGCGUGAGCUGUCCACCACGCUGAGCGUUGGCACAUCGAGCAGCUCCGCCAGCUCCCUCAAGAAGCAGUACAUCCAGUAUCUGUUCGCCUACGAGUGUAAGAUGGAGAGGGGAGAGGAGCCGCCGGCAGACAGCAGCAGCAGCAGCAGCGUCAGCAGCAGCAUGGCUGGAGGGGAAAACAGGAAGCAGGUCAAGAUCCAGCCACCGUCACCUGCAAACUCAGGCGGCUCGCUCCAAGGCCCACAGACACCACAGUCGUCUGGCAGCAGCUCCACAGCAGAGGCUGCAGGGGACCUGAAACCCCCCACACCUGCGACCACCCCUCUGGGACAGGUCACACCGCUGCCCCCCAACAGGAGUAGUGUGAGCAUACAGGACCCCUUCUCUGAGGUGAGCGACCCGGCCUUCGUAAAGCGUGCUGCCUCCCUGCCCCCCUCAGCUCCCUACCAGCAGGGCCUCAGCAUGCCUGACAUGAUGAUGAGGAUGCAGUACGACGCCAAGGACCCCUUCGCCGGGAUGAGGAAGAUGGCUGGAGCCGAUCCCUACAUACCAGGUCAGAUGCCUGGUGGUGGUAUGCAGGACAUGUAUGGUCGACCCCCAUCAUCUCUGAGCAUGAGCCAAAGAUCACAGUAUCCAUACGGGCCAGGCUACGACAGGAGACCAGACCAUGUGAUGGGGAUGGAGGGGAGCAUGGGUCCUCCUGGGAGUCAGAACAACCUGGGGCCGUCCAACAGCGAGGGCAGCAUGUACUCUGCCAGCAGAUACCCUUCACAGCAGAGACACGACGGCUACGGUCAGCAGUAUCCCAGCAUGCCAUAUGGGAUGCAUCCAUCUGGGAUGUACCCACAACAGCAGCAGGGCUACAAACGGCCCAUGGACGGUAUGUACGGACCCCCACCCAAGAGACAUGAGAGCGACAUGUAUGCCAUGCAGUAUGGUAACCAGCAGCAGGACAUGUACAACCACUACAGUGGUGGAUACUCAGGCCCUGAACACAGAGCCUUACAGGGACAGUUCCCCUACCCUUACCCCCGCGACCGUAUAGGCCCCUCAGGACAGAGCCAGCACAGUUUGAUGGGCGGGGGUCCUACUCCUAACCAUGCUGCUGAUGGGCCCAACAUGUGGCCAUCCAGGACAGACCUGGGCUAUCCCUACCCCAACCGACAGGGGCCGCCAUCUCAAAUGCCACCGUACGGCUCCAUUGGUAGAGAUGACAUGGACGGGCGGCCUGGGCAGGAGCAGUGGCACCGUCAUUCUCCCUACAUGUCGUCAGCAGGUGGCAUGCCACCCUUGUCACGCCAGCCAUCCUCUUAUUCCAACUCCCCAUCCAUGGCCAACCACCUGCCCAGAGCACCCAGCCCAGGGGCCUUCCAGCGCUCCCUGGACUCUCGGAUGUCACCCAGCAAAGUACAGUUCAUGUCGCCCAUGAAGGUGCCUAAGCCUGGGAUGGCCAUGAUGGGCUCACAGGGCGGUGGAUCCCUGGGUCAAUUUCCUCCAAACCUGAGGAGGGACCUCAACUACCCACCAGGAUCAGUGGAGGCCUCCAUGCCCAUCCUCAAGCCCCGUCGUAAGCUCACCUCCAAGGAGACUGGAACGCCUGAGGCCUGGCGCGUCAUGAUGUCUCUGAAGUCUGGGCUGCUGGCAGAGAGCACAUGGGCUCUAGACACCAUCAACAUCCUGCUGUAUGACGACAGCACUGUGGCCUCCUUCAACCUCUCUCAGUUGCCUGGAUUCCUCGAGCUCAUCGUGGAGCAUUUCCGCCGCUGCCUGAUCGAAAUCUUUGGCAUCCUGGAAGAGUUUGAGGUGGGAACCAUUGCUCAUAAAAACUUUUUGGAUGCUCCUUCUAACCAGAAGGAGGAAGAACCCAUCCCUGAGCAGGAAACAGAUUUUGCUGUUCAGCCUGAGUCCGAGUCAGCCUCGGCAGUAGAAACGCAGGUGGAGCAAACGGGAGGCGUCACCAAGGAAGCUCCAACCGUUGCUGCAGAGCCAGAGUCUGCUGUGGUGAACGGUGAAAAGGAGGAGUGUGAGGCGAGCAGAAAGGAGGACAAGAAUAAGGAAGACAGAGAGAAAGAGGGGAAAGAAAAAGAAGAGGGUGAAAAAGGCGCAGAGAGUAAAAAGGAGUUUACGGAGCAGCCUGUCACUGAGCUAGAACCUAAACCUCAACAAGCCAGCAAAUACGAUAAGCUCCCCAUCAAGGUUGUCGACAAAGAGGACCUGAUUGAAGACAUGACAGAGCGCUUGGGUUACAUCACUGAGUUCACCAGUGGGCUGCUCCACUGGCAGGCCGGUGGCGGAGACUCCACCGCACACAUUCAGACACACUUUGAACCCCGGACUGCUCCACCUGCCAGAGAGGAUGAGAAAACAAGAAAAGAGGACAAGCAGGAAAACAAGAUGGAGGACGGGAAGAAACAACCACUGAAACAUAUCACCGCUACGAUUGAUGAUGUUUUGUGUGCUCGUGUUGACGCUCUCUCUUACGCCCACCCUGCACGCUCCUUGCCAUCCUACCCCUUCCGGGUGCACCCAGAUGGGGAGCAGGACCACAUCACCCUGCUGGAGGAUGAGCCCCGCUGCCUGGACGAGGCUCCGCUCUCCACAAUAUCCGCCUGGCAGGACUCGCUGUCCAAGCGGUGCCUCUGCGUCUCUAACAUCGUCAGGAGUCUGUCCUUCAUCCCUGGCAACGACUUGGACAUGUCACGCCACCCUGCCCUGGUUCUUCUUCUGGGCAGGCUGCUCCUGCUGCACCACCAGCACCCUGAGAGGAUGAGGUUGCCCCCUAGCUUCCAGAGAGACGAACAGCAGGAGCAGGGGCUGUCGAGUAGCAAAGAAGAGUGGUGGUGGGAGUGUCUGAGUCUGCUCAGAGAGAACGCCAUGGUCACACUGGCCAACAUUUCCGGACAGCUGGAUCUCUCGACCUACUCAGACACCAUCUGCCUCCCCAUCCUGGACGGCCUCCUCCACUGGAUGGUGUGCCCCUCUGCUGAGGCCCAGGACCCCUUCCCAUCAGCAGCGCCCCACUCCCUGCUCACCCCUCAAAGGUUGGUGCUGGAGUGCCUCUGCAAGCUGAGUAUCCAGGAUGGCAACGUCGACCUCCUGCUAGCUACGCCGCCCUUCAGCCGACAGGAGAAACUGUUCACCGUCCUGCUCCGUUACGUGGGACAAAGGAAGGCGCAGGUGUACAGGGAAAUGGCGGUGGCUGUCCUCUCCCACCUGGCACAAGGAGACCCCACAGCAGCACGUGCCAUAGCCAUGCAGAAGGGCAGUGUGGGUAAUUUGGUAGGUUUCUUGGAGGAUGGUGUUAGCAUGGCGCAGUACCAGCAGAACCCUCACAGCUUACUGCACAUGGGGCAUCCCCCUUUGGACCCGCCGAGCAUAAACAUGAUGUGCAGAGCAGCCAAAGGCCUGUUGGCCAUGGCUAAAGUGGAGGAAAACAAAACGGAGUUUGCGCUGUUUGAGAGCAGAUUGUUAGACAUCUCCAUUUCCUCGGUGCUCAGCGCUGGAGUGGCGGCCAUUAUUUGCCAAGUUCUCUUUCACUUGGGGAAAUUAUGACAGGAGGAGAGGCAGGACUCGUGUGGCAGACCCUAACAGUGUAUGAGAAAUUUCUGUGGUUUUCUAUUUUUAUUUAUCAAAAUGACAGAAAAUGUGUGUUUUGUUUUUUUUAAAGGAGUAUCCACAUAAACAAAAUAUAUAUGUAAAGCGUCUGGGCCCUGUUAAAAAAGUGGGUUCAGGAUUUGAAAGCUCAGUUUAUUACAAAUAUUUAAUACCUGCUGGUGUCGGAUUGCUACGUUUAAUUUUUUGGUUUGUUUGGCAUAUUUGUUUCUGUUUGUUUACUUUUUCAGCCAAAGCUGCCACCAGAUGUUGGUGCUGAAUUACAUGGUUCCUUUUGAGUCGAUGAGUCAUCGAGAUGUUUUUCAGUUUUAUAAAUGCUAAUAAACUCAUCAACAUUUUGUUAAUGGAGAGUAUUUAUUUAAAAUGUGACACUGUACAGUAGUUUGAACUUUUUUGCCAACAGUUGCGGGGGAGAGAAAUGCUGACUUUUUAAAAUGAAAUGUAUACGUCUCCAUCGCUGGAAGAUAAAAUUGUGCAAUAGGACUCGAGCAAGUUGUCCGUUCUGAGAACCAGAAGAAAACGUAAAUCUGCAGUGUGUGCUUUAGGCCAUGAGGAGGCAGCAUUGCACCAGCCAAUCAACAUGAGAGCAGAGCGUCUGUCAGAGGAAGAAGUGUCUAAUUUAUCAAUCAUAGCCUCAACAACUUUCACAGAAGAACUUUGUGUUUCCUAAGCACUUGUGUCAUGUCUGUAUUUUUUCAUCAUUGUGUAUAUAAACCGUUGUACAAUGGACGCACAUGAUUCUUUCAGUCUCUAUCAAGCAUAGCAACAGAUGGGACUUUCUGACUAAUAUAACAAAUGCUUUUAUUGUUGGUAAAAUUUGUUAUUGUUAUUAUACAUAUUUUGUUAAUGGGGUCAAAUAUUUGAACAUGGCAGAUGUAACUGAUGUUUCAAUGUAAAAAAAAUCCUGUAUGCAUUGUAUUAUAGCUGAGAAAACAAUCGCUUUGGUAAUCAAACGUGGAAGUGCCAGGGUGAGAGGAUAUCUAGGCGAGGUUACAGAAGCAACCUGAACACAUUUCUGUUUGUUACUGUCCUCCAUUCAUGUCAAAGGGCAUAUUUUUUUCAAUCUAGAUAAAUGCUCUAAAAGAAACGUCUGAAAAGAUCAUUCAAAAUGUCCUGAAGCUCAUUGUAAAAAAAACUUGCCUUUUUUUCGUAUGACUCCAUGUCUCUCUUUUAUUCAGUAUACACAUUUAUACUCUGUGCUGCACAUGUCACAAAAUAAAUGUACGAUGAACAUCGUUAAACACCGGAGGCGUUGCAUUAUGUCCAGACAAUCUUAGGCCAAUAAAACAAAC